CUCCGCCUGAAAACUUCCCUCCAUGUUAAAAAUUAGCCCGUCAGGGUCGGGGCUGUGUGAAACCUUUCUCUCUAUCUAGUUUGGUAGCUUACCACAUGCGGCGAGGUGUUAUUGUUUUUUUAGCUGUACCAGCGUUCAAAAACUGCAGUCCCUACCUGAAAUCUGAAGCAAUCCGGUCCAGAAUUUUAGUAUUGCCUUUCGAAAACUUAUGUUUGUUUUUUCUCUAUAAAUUGUCUCCUGCAGUGAGGACACAGCAAAUAUGUCAGUAACUCUGUCCACAGCUAGGGGGAAAAUAUUUUAUGACUUGUCUAGUUAAUGGAAGUAACUGCAGCAUUUCUUUACUUAUUUGUCACAUUUUUUAUACCGCCCCAUCCAACAGCUCUGGGCAGUGCACAACAAGUAUGUUUCAUGUUUCCCCGUUUUAGGUAUUAUGCUACCCAUGCAAGUAGACCAUCUGCUUUCUCAUCAAAUCAUAAAAUCUUCACUUGCUGCGUAGCGUGGUGCUAUGCAGGUUAAUAAUCAAGAUGAAGUUGAGUCUCUCCAAAGUAAUUCGUGGCUGUCGCCUUGGCACACUGACAAAUCUGAGCAGGAGAGGAGGUCAGUCUAUGGAGAUUCCAGGUUGUCUGCUUUAUACCAAAAUGGGAUCAGCACCACAUCUGACCCAUGACACACUGGAAACGAUUAAAGGUGUUCCUCCUGUUGCCCAGAUUUCACUUUCAGCAGUGGCAGAUCUUCAGGAGGUCUUGGAGGAAUAUAAAGAAGGAAUUGGAAAGUUCGUAGGUAUGCCAGAUUCUGUACUGUACUGCUCACUCCAUGACCCAGUUAACUCCUCCCCACCUGGCUUCAACAACAACAAGACAGUUUCUAUAUGGGGCUAUGCAGGGCGAAUGGAAAUAACAGCUUCAAAGUUCAUGGACAUUCAAUUGGCUUUCCAGCCAGACUGGUUCCAGUGCCUCUCAGAUGGAGACACUAUUGCUGGAGCAGUUUCCAAGAAGAGGGCAAAGAAGUCUGUGGAUCGAUCACUGUCCUUUUUGGAUGAGUGCCUACAACUGCUGGAGAAAUCUCCAGAAUUGCAACAGAGCAUGAUGAUUGGGGUUAUAGAAGGUGGAGAUGUGUUGGAGGAGAGACUGAGAUCAGCUAGGGAAACUGCCAAGCGACCUGUGGCUGGCUUCCUGCUGGAUGGCUUUCAGGGAGAUGCUAUGGCCAAGGAGACCAAGUUCGAACUGUUGUCCGCAGUUACAGCAGAACUUCCAGAAGAUAAACCAAGACUCAUCCACGGUAUUGGCAGGCCCGAUUUAGUGCUGGAGUGCAUUGAAAGAGGGGUGGAUAUUUUUGACAGUUGUUUCCCUUACCAAGUGACAGAGAGAGGCUGUGCCUUGUCUUUCAGCUACAAUUAUCAUCCAGAUCUGGAAACAUCAGUAAUAAAAGAAAAUGGGAAACCAGAUGCAGAAAAGAAAGAGGCUGAGAAAAUAAAAAGUGAAACAUCUAAUGGAGCUCAAGAAAUGACUUCAUUUGAAAUAUAUUUGAAAGAGAAAAGAUUUCAAGAUGAUUUUGGACCUUUAGUUAAUGGAUGUUCAUGCUACUGCUGUCAGAAUCACAGUCGUGCCUACAUUCACCACCUCCUCGUGACCAAUGAGCUGCUGGCUGGAGUCCUGCUUAUGAUGCAUAACUUUCAGCAUUAUUUCAGCUUCUUCUGUGCUAUUCGAGAUGCUUUGAAAGAAGACAGGCUGACUCAGCUGAGGGAGAGCAUCGUCCAGCAGGUCCUCUGAGACCAAAAUGUAUUACAAGUAUAGAUCCACAAAGAAUCCACAUUUUGCCUACUGUUGGUGUCAUGUCAUCUGAAGCACAAGCCCUUCUGGUCCCUGCAAGCUUAGGAGUGACAAAAGGAGUAUUUUCCCCACUCAAUUAAACAGAAUUAUAAAAGAUAAGAACUAAGGACAUUUUAGAGAUAUCCAGCAAUAGACAUCCAUCUUUAUCUUCAUGAAUUGCAUCAAAAAUCUUCAGGAACCCUCACAGUAUUAGAAUAAGAAGGGGGGAUAUAUACACUGCCAUGUGAAUAAUGGGGGAAAGUUGGUGUCCAUUUGGGGCUCUGACUUCAGCCUUAUUACGGCUAGUAUCAUUUAUGUUAGGAUUUUAUUUUUUAAAAGACUCUGGGUGCAGAAUAUAGGAAGAGAGAAUAUUCUUUGUAACAAGCGCUACCUUAUCUGGACCUUCUACCCAUUGCAGUCAUAGCUGCUGUUUUGCAAAUGGGACCAAUCCUCACAGCACUCCAUACACUGGGCAGCUUGAGAACCCUGAUUCUGCAUUGUGUUACUAUAGAGCAGGGCUGGUCUACUUUGGCCCUCCUGCAGAUGUUGGCCUUGAGCUCACAUAAUCCCUGGCUAUUGGCCACUGUGGCUGGGGAUUAUGGAAGUUGUAGUCCAAAAACAGCUAGGGGCCCUACGUUGAGCAGGCCUGCUGUAGAGCAUCAGUUACUUGCCUGGUCUCAGUCCAUGAUUUUGAUAACGUGCCCCCAACUAUAGCUGUUUUUCUUUAGGUUUCUUUAGAUUUGUUGUACAGUUUUCCUCUUGUAUGAUACAUUUCACUCCUUUAUAGGUGUGCAGAUGGUGAGAAGUAUGAAUUGGGUAGAUAUGGUUGCCCAAAUGUGUCGUAGGGCUGUGACAAUACUGGAGAACAAAGGAGAAAACCUGUUUUAACCUUCUGAAUCUUAUUCAGCUGAAUCAUGUUCUUUUAACAUGUCUUUUUAUACAGAUAGAAUCUUUUAAACGGUUUUUAAAAUAGUACUUGUGCGUGUGUGUGUGUAUAUAUAUAUAGAGAGAGAGAGAGAGAGAGAUUGAGAGAGAGAGAGAGCUUCCUGGAAACUGCAUUGCAUAAUAGAACAUGAGCACUGAAAUGCAUGGGCUCUGAUCCAAAGAUCCUUGCACAUAGUGGUAUGCUAUGUUCCUGCUGUGCAUAAAGAUCUACAUGUGUGCACUCACCAAACAGAUGGUUUGUGAAAUCAGCUUUGCAAAAGCCAAUUGCUUGUUUGAAGAUAUAGGGUACUUUAUCCCUGACAAAGAGAUGGUUGGUCCUGUCAGAGUUUACUGUGGUAACCAGUGGCUAAGGCAUGCAGCAUAGAUCAGAUACAACACGGAUCACUCCUCUCACCACCCUGGGCUGGAUGCAGCAGCUUUUUACCAUACAUGAUGUGUCCAAGAAAGUACUGAACUGGAAGGUGGGGAAGAUGCUAAUUGCCACUAAUCUUGCCACUAACUGUGGCUUUAAAAGUGUGCUGACAAAUACAAACCUUGUUUUAGUUUUAUUUAAUCAGAUUCUUGGUUUUAGAGACCUGGUCAGGAUAGAAUCUAUUCCUGAAUAUUCCUUCCCCAAAUUCUUAAAGAUAUGGAUUUACCACUAUCUCAUGUUUCAUAAGUUGUCUUUCUUUCUCUGUAAGAAUUAUUAGUUUCUCCCUCUCUCAAAAUGGAGUAUCUUUUCUGGUGAAGCAUGAAUCAGCUGUUCAUCAAAAUAAGCCACAUAAAUUUAGGAAAUUUACUAGAUGGACUAAUGAUUUUUAGACAGCUUCAUAUGUGCAUAAAUGUUUAUUGAGGGGGAUCCCUCAGUGCCUGCAUAGAACAAUUGUACCCUCGCUCCUCCACAAAGGCUAUUUGAUACCAAAUAAAUUGCUUCAAAACUAA
Molecule: messenger RNA, 3674 nt
Organism: Hemicordylus capensis (graceful crag lizard)
Lineage: Eukaryota; Metazoa; Chordata; Lepidosauria; Squamata; Cordylidae
Gene: QTRT2
Product: queuine tRNA-ribosyltransferase accessory subunit 2
Exons: 9
Coding region: 525-1769 (414 amino acids)
Molecular function (GO): tRNA-guanosine(34) queuine transglycosylase activity
Source: RefSeq, a predicted model, not a curated record